AUGAAAGAGAAGUGCUACAUCUGGGGGACGCGAGUGAAGACAUACGCAGAUGGCAGUACUAACGAGUUUGACAAUGUGUGCACUCUGAUUGCCCAAGAUAAAUACAUUUUGUCUAGAAUGCACCUUGCAUCGCUCCAGGCAGAAAGUUAUAUAGAAGCUGAGAUUUUUGCGCCUGUUUGCUACUCAGGCCAUUGGUGGUUAUGGGUGAUUGAUACAACAAAGCGGAGAUUUUAUAUACUUGACCCGCUACACAAGAAAGCUCCAAGCAAUGAGAGAAAGCAGCUUAAUAAAUUCAUUGGAUAUGUAAUUUCAAGAAUGAGAGCAUAUGCCGGCGGGGCACCUCUGAAGAAAAAGGAGAAUGAGUUGGAAAUUAAAGCAACAUACGUUAAUAUCUCAGGCCAAAAAUCAAGCUAUGACUGUGCUAUUUACGUUAUGAAGUGGCUUGAGUUAAUUGGGACCGAAAACAUAAAAAUGGCGAAGUAUGAAUGGGAUAAUUGGCCACAGGACGAGGUGGACCACUACAGAGUAGAAUAUGCUUCGCAGAUACUAUUCAGUGAAAUGAAUAAAGAGAUAGAUCAAGCAAUUAGAGCGAGUAAUGCAAUAAGACUGUCCAAGCCAUCCUCAGUAUUAUUGAGUCUAUUUUGUCAGAUAAAUUCUACUAAUAUAGAAACUGAGUAA
This is a messenger RNA of Arachis ipaensis, 678 nucleotides long. The record is from RefSeq and is a predicted model, not a curated record. NCBI's taxonomy places the organism in Eukaryota, Viridiplantae, Streptophyta, Magnoliopsida, Fabales, Fabaceae.